Messenger RNA from Mollisia scopiformis, 1195 nucleotides. RefSeq lists its product as uncharacterized. NCBI's taxonomy places the organism in Eukaryota, Fungi, Ascomycota, Leotiomycetes, Helotiales, Mollisiaceae. The coding region runs from base 389 to 1189 and encodes 266 amino acids. The record is from RefSeq and is a predicted model, not a curated record. The transcript is spliced from 2 exons.
UAUGGUGCCCUAGAUGUUGAAAUAAAGGUUACAUCUUACACACGACAAGAGAGUUGAAGCUGUCUUGCGUGUUCCUUGCUUGUAUGCAAAUCACGUCCCGCUUCUCGCUCCGUUACCUCCGACUACCUUCAAGUGAAUUCCCUCUACCUCAAUCUUAGUAUCUUGUGGCGCAACUUUCUGAACUUUCAACCUUGAUCGACCACCAGACAGCAACGUCAAGCAGCGGAUCUUCUUCGUUGCUAUCUUCUCCACUAAAGAUCUGGAAGUCUUUUGACCGGAAGCUUUGCGUGUGCAAAGGAUCUCGCGCUGGUAUUCCCUUCAUCCCUCAACAUCGAACAAAACACACCACACAAAGACCAACUAAAGUCUCCCUCCGACAGCCUUCAAGAUGCCGCCGCAAUCCACCACAUGGAACUUCAAGUGUGGCCAUUCGUUUCUCGAGGCUACGAUCCCCGAAGGAGACCACGAGAAUACCGUCACAAGUUACAAGGUGUGCCCUAGGUGCGAGGAGACCAUCUCAGCUGAGCAACAUGCCAAGGAGGUAGCAAUGAGCGAAGAUGAAUACGCGCUUCAUAUCCACGAGAAGCACCACGACUUUCUCCAGAAAGCCGGCGAGAAGGUCGAUGAUGGUAGUGAUCUCGACUAUUAUUUCACGCUCACGAGUCAAGCAAACGACGUCGAAUGGGCCAAGCAGAUCAUCAAAAUUGGGUACCAGUUCGCCUUCAGUCAUCAACCGAGAAUUGGAACUGUGGCUGAGGAUCUGGAGGUGAAAGCAAAGAAAUUGCGGGUGCUCGUGAACGCUGAAGAUGUCAACUUCGAGAAGCUUCCCACCGGCAAUGGAAAAAAGGCAAAGCAGGUUAAGAACGAGUGGCGUAUUCGCUACGUUAAGGUCACUGAAGCUAAGAAAUUGUUCGAUGGUCUAUUGAUGGGCUACUCUGAGGAGGACAUCAAUAUGAGUUUGUCGUUGGAAAGUGAGGUGAGGAGCGUUUGGGCGGGGGUUUUGGGAGUUUAUGACCCGGAAGAAGACGAGCUCAAUAAAUGGCUUGGCCAAACUGGUGUUGAAGAGGAGCCUGCUCGAGUCAGCUAUCUAGACGAGGAAUGGUUAAGUGGUGUUGAAGAGGAGCUUGGCCAAAUCAGCGAUGAAGACGAAAUUACUGACAAUAGAGACUCUAUCAAGUUCUCGGAAUGAGGUAGU